Messenger RNA from Phaedon cochleariae (mustard beetle), 657 nucleotides. Lineage: Eukaryota; Metazoa; Arthropoda; Insecta; Coleoptera; Chrysomelidae. The record is from the annotation of a GenBank genome assembly.
AGCUAUUGGCGGUGCAGGCCCUCCUCAGUCAUCGGGGCCGUCUUAUACCCCCCAGCCCCCCCAGCAGGCUAAUCCCCCAAUGCCUACCACACAACCAUAUGGAGUCAUGCCUGGUAUUCCGACAGGAAACCCUUACGUGAUUCCCGGACAGACCCAGAUUUAUCCACAGGGUCCUCCACCGACAUAUGACCAAGCAUUGACCCAUCCAGCUGCAAUCGUUGGACAACACAUGUAUCCUCCUGGAACCAUGUACGCAGCUGGGUACCCUACUUAUCUAGGGUAUCCGACAUACGCCCCAAUGCAGUAUUAUCCUUCUCUAGGUGCCUAUUCGUAUGCUAUGCAACCAGCACAACUCAGGCCCACCAUUAUGAUACCAAACGGCUACGACGGCGGCGCACGCUUCGACGGGGGCGGCGCUAUGGGCGGCCAGCCCGGCGUACUGCCGCCCGCGCCACCCGCCGUGCCGCCCUCUGCUGCCCAGUUGGCAGCCAUGGCCGGCCACCAGAUGUCGCUCGGCCACAAGAAGAACGCCUUCCUCACGGGAUCGGAGGGCGGCUACGCGUUCUGGUAGACGUAGGCGAAUCGAAGGUCUGGUUGGUAGGUCGGUUUGUACAAGAGCCGGCUGCAAAUGUCGACCGUCAUUUGAAAACGAAAUGA